Messenger RNA from Didymodactylos carnosus, 597 nucleotides. NCBI's taxonomy places the organism in Eukaryota, Metazoa, Rotifera, Eurotatoria, Philodinida, Philodinidae. The record is from the annotation of a GenBank genome assembly.
AUGACGAGGAUGUCAGCACCUGAUCAAAGAGAAAAUAAUUCGACAGUCUUGUUUCGUUCACUCUAUGAAUUAAAUAUGGAAGUGAAAUACUAUGGAGAAAUGUGGUCAAACGAAGAGAUAUAUGUAUUUAAGUAUAUAUUAUUGCACGCCCCCUAUUUACAUACAUUAAAAAUGAAUUAUUUAAUAUUGGUAUCAAUAACAAACAAAUUUUCAGUUGACGUAGAAUUGUACAAUCGAAUUAAGUGUUUAGAAUUGUAUAAAGUUCAUUAUCGUCAAUGGUCAAGAAAUGUGAAUUUUAUUGAGAAUUUCGCAAAAUUCUUUCCAAGAUUAACUAAACUCCAUCUGUAUCCAUCUACUUUGUGUUAUCCCGUAGAACAAUUUAUUCCAGUUGUUAACCAAUUAAUUGAACAUUUACCAUAUUUGUCAAUGCUAUAUAUUCAAAGAUUCUAUGAGUACAAUCCUAAUAACAAUCAAAAGUUUUCACCUCCACACGGCGAAAAAUUAUUAGAAGAAUUAAUCUUGAAUGAUAGUGAUUGUUUAAAAAAUCGUCAAUAUUUAAUAGCAUCGUACUAUAGGUCACUGAUAAUUUGGCUUUAA